GAGGUUUUCAGCGUCGGCAGCAGCAUGCAGCAGCGCCGGACCCUCUGCGUCUCGCAGCUCCGGAGCAUCUGCCUCCGCCACUUGAGCUUCACGAGCAGCACGGGCGCGAGCGACUUCUCAGCGCCCAAGAUGGGCGCUACCGGCGAAAGCCUCGGCGAAGUCGAGCUGCCGGACCUCUUUGUGCGCCUCGCGGCCGGCGCCACCAUUCUGUACGAGAGCGACGUGGCCAAGGAGACGCUCAAUCCGACGUGGCCACCCGUCGAGCUCGACGAGCGCCUUGGCAACACGAUCUCGCCCUACGAGUUUCUCCAGGACUCGGUCUUUGAGCUCAUUGUCUACCGCUACGUGAGCAGCGACCGCAAGCCGUACGAGCCGCCGUAUGUAAGCCUCAAGGAAGAAGACGACGAAGACGAGGACGACGAGGAUGAGGACGACGAUACAGGGAAUGGCGACGACCAGGCCAAGUCGACCGCCACGGACGAAAGCGACGGGCGCCACGACAUGCGGAGCUUUGAGGAAGUCCUUCGGUUUGUCGUGCAGCUCGAUGCGCUCGAGCCGCUGCACUGCGACUACCGCGAUCUCUACGGACUGCCGCUCAACACACUCAUCCUCGGCUUCCAACUCGACAAAGACUCGGAGCAGUACUUUGUCCCACGGGAUACGAUGCUGCAUUUGGUACAGAGCGGCGCCAUGAACGGUCGUCGGCGCAAAGAAGGCAUUCUGCGCGAGACCAAGUACUCGCUGCCGACGGCCGCGCUGCUGCUCAACACCAGCAUUGGUCUUCUUGCCGAGAUCGAGCAGCGCAAGCGUAGUAUCGAAGCCAAGCGUGAGCGCAUUGCACAGCAACUCGCGGCGCACGAAGCCGCCGCCGAAAAGGUCGCGCGCUACGUCUCGAUGGGGACGACGACGACGACUCAUCGUCUCCGUAUCCAGGAACAGCAGCGGCUGCGGCUUCAGAACCGCAUUCUCGCCUUGCGCAAGGAAGUGGACGAGCGCAAACAAGCGCAGUCACGGGUGAAAUCGGUCGUCAAGGUCGAGAAGCAGCUGCUGCAGCUCGACGAGCGCAUUCCGCGGACGCUCGUGCACCUUAUGGACAUUCACAACAAGGCGAGUGACGAGCGCAGCGGUAUCUGGGAACGACGGACCGAGGUGCUCAAGGUCGCCCACAAAAUCCGAUCCAAGCAAGCCCAUUUGGUCGUCCAGCUCCAUGACAUUUACCCCAUCUCGUACGUUGGUGCGGGCGAAUAUUGCAUUGGCGGCAUCAAAUUUAUGAACGCCGACGUGGCCAAUGGCAAAGACGACGAAAUGCUCUCGACAGCGCUCGGGUACAUUGCCCACUUUGUAUUUAUGCUCGCCAAGUACCUCGACGUGAAUCUCCGGUAUACCAUCGUGCACUGCUCGUCGCGCUCGUUCAUGCGAGACGACGUGAACGACCCGUACAUCGAGUACCCGCUCUUCAAGCGCGGCGUCGAGAAGGACCGGUUCGAGAAGGCGUGCGUCUUUCUCAAGAAGGACGUCGAACAGUUGAUGCAAGCACGGGGCCUCGACAUCGUCGUCAACAGCCAGCUCCUCAUCCGCCUCAAAUCGAUCGUCGACGCUGAAGUGGCGUGGCUCCAAGCAAAUAGCAGCGCGGCCUCAUCGUCCUAA
This is a messenger RNA of Saprolegnia parasitica CBS 223.65, 1647 nucleotides long. RefSeq lists its product as hypothetical. NCBI's taxonomy places the organism in Eukaryota, Oomycota, Saprolegniomycetes, Saprolegniales, Saprolegniaceae. Bases 25 to 1647 code for a protein of 540 amino acids. Gene Ontology annotation, biological process: SNARE complex assembly. Gene Ontology annotation, molecular function: SNARE binding. Gene Ontology annotation, cellular component: endosome; lytic vacuole. The transcript is spliced from 7 exons. The record is from RefSeq and is a predicted model, not a curated record.